This is a messenger RNA of Maniola jurtina (meadow brown), 1251 nucleotides long. RefSeq lists its product as uncharacterized. The record is from RefSeq and is a predicted model, not a curated record. The transcript has 2 exons. The coding region runs from base 246 to 629 and encodes 127 amino acids. NCBI's taxonomy places the organism in Eukaryota, Metazoa, Arthropoda, Insecta, Lepidoptera, Nymphalidae.
CAAGGAAGCAUAUCUAAACACUUCAAUGUGCAUUCUAUAGCUAGACGCACGUGUAGAACUUAAUCUCAAGUAUCAAGUGUCAAUCAAUAAUUCAAGUAUCAAGACUUAAUGCGCAAUAACUAACUAACAAUACAUCAGUAAAUAAAAAAUAAAAAUGAGGGAUCAUUUUCUCUACGGAAAAUUCUUCGAUUUUCACAGUCGUGGCCCAUUUCCGGACCAUUUCGGGCCACACGGCUGUAGACCACAUGGCCAUGGACAUCAUGGUCAUGGCCCACAUGGUCAUGGCCCACAUGGCCAUGCACGACAUGGGCACGGACCUUGUGGACGCCCACAUGGUCCACACCACCACGGCAAGCAUGGACGUUUUGGAUGCCACGGACCUCAUAGGGAAGUUGGUUCCUUCGGCCCACGAGGUUUCAACCCAUGGGACAGCUUCAGACAUUUUGACAGACCAGGAAGACCAGGUCAUUUUGACAGACCAGGAAUACCAGGUCAUUUUGAUAGACCAGGACAAAGUUUCUUUGGAAGAGGUGAUUCCUGUAACCGCAGAGGUGGAUGUUUUGGAAGAAGAGGACACGAAAAGCAGAAGAGUUCUGAAGAGCAGACAUUCUUGUUCCGAGGUGUUGUAAUCGAACAGGACAAACGACCGAACUCCGUGUAAAACAAUGUACUUUGAUUUAUUUCUUACGAGUACUAGCUGAUGCCCGCGACUUCGUUUCCGUGGGUAUAGGUUUUUAAAUUCUCGUGGGAACUCAGUGAUUUUCCGGGAUAAAAAGUGUAAAGGGUGUUAAUCCAGGGUAUAAUCUAUCCCCAUUCCCAGCCAAAUCCAUCCAGUAGUUGUUGCGUUAUAGAGUAACUAACAAACAUCCAUAAUAUAUCCAUACUUACAAACUUUCUCGUUUAUAAAAUUAGUAGGAUGUUUUAACUUAUUAUGUUGAAUAAGAAAUUAAUAAAGUGUGUAGAUCCACUGAAUAAGGAUAAUAGUAAGAUAAUAUUAUUAGGUAUGUUAUAGUGGCUAUACUAAAUGCUAUUUAUUAUUAGAAUAAGCGUUUUGAUCAUACAAAUCGUCUAUAACGAGAUUGUUAUCUUAAUUUCAUGAAACUAUAGACGUGACCAACAAUUUCAUAAACUUUUAAUAAAAGGAUACUACCAAUUACCUAUAUCUAUAGUGCUUAAUCUUUUAAUUGGCGUAUACCAAAAUAAAACAUAUACAUACUAUUUACUCAAUGAAAAUAAUAAAAAUAUUAAAAA